AUGAUGAACUACGAAAGAAGAGAAAUUCAAGACUUUGAUAUUCGAAUUUCCGGCUACAUCAACUUUGUGCUCUCAGAGGGACUAUCAGAAAACUCUAUGGAUCGACUCGAUGGAAUGAUGUCGGUUAUUAAUGGAGCACCACCGCCCGUAUCAUUGGGUGUUAUCAAGCGAGAGUUGGAGCUGCUCCGUAACGAGUGGGAAAAUCUCGAAUGUCCGAAAUGCCACCGGAAAGUCGAAAACAGCGAUGUGCUCACAGAACAUCUCGUGUCUAAUCAUGGAAAAACGCAAGACAAAGUGUGGUUCAAACAGUUCGGAACACUUGGAUCUGAUAUGGCGAAAAGCCUUGACAAGGCUCUAAGAAAGCAAGAAGAAACAAGUCUCGUCAAGAAAAAAUUCGGUGAUUCAAACGAUUUGAUUACAUGUCCUGUUGCUUCUCCAUUAGCUCCAUUUUUCAUGAUGCGGCAUUUUCAAGUAUUUCGAGACGAAAUGUGUCCGUCGGCAACGGAAGGAAUUGUUGUCGGCAUAACGGUACCGAUACAAUCUGUUGAAUUAUUGAAUUUAAUGUUACAGAAUGAUGAAAAGAGCUUUUCACCCAUCUUCUGCUUCCAAAAACUCGAUAAAGCUAGGCGAAGAAUCAAGCGAGGACUAUUGAGAAAAACAAUGGAAAAGAAGGUGAAAAUUCUCGAGAAACGUUGCGACAAAGUUUCCGUCGACGAACCGGACAUCGUUUUCAAAAAAUCUCGAACGGCCGAUGAGACUCGCGAUCUUUUGCAAGCACUGCAAUCUGCCACCAACGGGAUCUCAGAAAGAUAUCGUUGA
Caenorhabditis briggsae is the source of this 819-nucleotide messenger RNA. The transcript has 4 exons. Lineage: Eukaryota; Metazoa; Nematoda; Chromadorea; Rhabditida; Rhabditidae. Bases 1 to 819 code for a protein of 272 amino acids. The record is from RefSeq and is a predicted model, not a curated record.